Messenger RNA from Helianthus annuus (common sunflower), 938 nucleotides. Its product is annotated as B3 domain-containing protein REM9-like. Lineage: Eukaryota; Viridiplantae; Streptophyta; Magnoliopsida; Asterales; Asteraceae. Gene Ontology annotation, molecular function: DNA binding. The record is from RefSeq and is a predicted model, not a curated record. The transcript has 3 exons. Bases 64 to 780 code for a protein of 238 amino acids.
CUUCUCUAACAAAUACACACAUAUUAUCACUCUCAUUUCACCCCUCAUUUUCUCUAGAUUUUCAUGGCUCCUUCCUUCUACAAGAUCUUGCUAGACCCAUCAACCCGUCACUUGUCAUUGCCACCUGAGUACGUAACCAUGCAUCUGGUGAACAAAAUCAGAAAUAACCCAAUAAUCCGAUCGGCAAACGGAGGGUAUUCGUGGCGAUUAAAGAUCAAACAAAUCGGUGAUGAUUAUUGUUUUGUUGAUGGAUGGAACAAUGUGGUUAAAGAUAUCCAGUUGGGUUUUGGUGAUUUUCUUUUAUUUAAGCUUGUUGAUCAGUCCACCUUUAGAAUGUCAAUAUAUAGUCCAGAUGGGUGUGAAAAGAUUUUGCAACCAAAAACUGACCAAAAUGGGUGUGAAAAAAUCUUGACUCCAAAAAUUCUACAUGAUGACGAUGAUGAAGAUGUUUCGGGUGAGUUUGAAAAUGUUGAUGAUGAUCCUUUCUUUGUGAAGACUUUCACUAAAAGCCACAUAAGACGGUUGCGGUUUCCGAAGGAAUUUGCGGCGAAGGCUGGAAUAAAUUGUGAAGGAACCAUGAGGGUGAAGAACCUUGAUGGAGGAGAAUGGGUUACGGAUGUGAAGUUGGACACAACGUUUAAAACAAAAAGGUAUCUUUUGUCGUCCGGGUGGUGGAGUUUCAGGCGUGGAAAUAAUUUAUCGGAAGGAGAUAAAUGUGUAUUCAAGUUCAUCAAAAGCGAACGCAAAUUGUUACUAGCAAAAGUCACCAAGAAAAAAUAGAAGACAAAGGUGGUGAAAAGGACUAAGAAGAUCAAGAAGGUGUAGAGGUUAUGAAGCACAUCCACCUAAGACUGUGAAUUGUGGAUGUCUCUCAAUGAAAAUUUAGUGUUAUGUAUUUUGGAAACUUACAAAUAUGACUAACUUGAAUUGUUCGAACA